AUGCUGGAGCUGCCUCCAAAGGAUAGGGCCAGGGCAGUCUCCGUCCCUCCCCGGCCGCCCGGGCGGCCAGCAGCUGACCUCCUGGCGGCUGGAGAUGGGAUUCCCGGGGUGGGGGCUCACGGCUCCUCCCGGAAGCGCGGGGACCUGCUGCCCACACGCCCCGCCUUUUCCUCCUGGGCGAUGAGGGGUCUGCGGAUCUCGGCUUACGGAGCGGCGGGCGGCAGGGGCGCCCGGAACCACCUGUCGCGGGCGCACGGCGUCUUCCUGUCGGCCGUGUUCUCCCUGGGGCGCGGGGAGCCGCUCUACAUCCUGCUGGAAUUACACAUGUGCACUACUAUGUCUGGUCCUGGUCCUCUGGGUGAUUCCAAGGUCCUCCAGAGUUUGGGGAACAUCAGUGUAAGGCAGAAGAGCCUUUGCAGCAAGCUGGGCUUCAAGCUCUCCAUCACUCCAUUUCCAGGAGGUGACGCCUCAGAGACUGACAUCCUCUGGGCUGAUGGAGAAGAUGGGGUUUCCUUCAUACACCCCAGCAGUGAACUCUAUCUGCAGCCUCUGGCAGUCACAGAGAACCACGGAGAGGUGGAGAUCCGCAGGCACUCCAAUUGCAGCCAUUGUCCUUUGAAAGACUGCCUGUGGCGGGCAGAGCUCCUCCUGGCUGAGUGCAUCUGCCCGGAGGGCAUGGAGCUCUCUGCCGACAACAUCACUUGCAUGGACCCUCCUGCCACAGCAGGCCCUCUGGUUCUGAUGGUGGCUGUGGUGGCAACCCUAACACUGAGCCUGCUUACAGCGUGUGGCAUCCUGGUUCUGGUGAGCCAAAAGAAGUGGCAGGGCCUGUGGGGGACAAGGCUGCGGGGUCCUGAACUUGAGCUGAGCAAGCUUCGAACCUCUGCCAUCAGGACAUCCCCCAAUCCCUAUUACUGCCAAGUGGGGCUGGGCUUGGCCCAGGCCUGGCCGCUGCCUCCGGGGCUCACUGAGGUUUCCCCAGCCAAUGUCACCCUGCUCCGAGCCCUGGGCCAUGGUGCCUUUGGGGAGGUAUACGAGGGACUGGUAAUCGGCCUUCCCGGGGACUCCAGCCCCCUGCAGGUGGCUAUCAAGACCCUGCCGGAGCUCUGCUCUCGCCAGGACGAACUGGACUUCCUCAUGGAGGCGCUUAUCAUCAGCAAGUUCAGUCACAAGAACAUCGUGCGCUGUGUGGGGCUCAGCUUCCGGGCUGCCCCUCGCCUCAUCCUGCUGGAACUGAUGUCUGGAGGGGACAUGAAGAGUUUCCUGAGGCAGAGCCGGCCACACCUGGGCCAGCCGUCCCCUCUGAACAUGCAGGACUUGCUGCACUUGGCCCAGGAUAUAGCCCAGGGCUGCCACUACCUGGAGGAGAAUCACUUCAUCCACAGGGACAUUGCUGCCCGCAACUGCCUGCUGAGCUGCGCGGGGCCCAGCCGAGUGGCCAAGAUCGGGGACUUCGGGAUGGCAAGAGACAUCUACCGGGCCAGCUACUAUCGCAAGGGGGGCCGGGCCUUGCUGCCAGUCAAGUGGAUGCCCCCCGAGGCCCUCCUGGAGGGUGUGUUCACAUCCAAGACAGACUCCUGGUCCUUUGGGGUUCUGCUCUGGGAGAUUUUCUCUCUGGGCUACAUGCCCUACCCUGGGCGCACCAACCAGGAGGUGCUGGACUUCGUUGUCGCAGGGAGCCGGAUGGACCCUCCGAGAGGCUGUCCAGGACCUGUGUACCGCAUUAUGACCCAAUGUUGGCAGCACCAGCCCGAGCUCCGCCCCAACUUUGCCAGUAUCUCAGAGCGCCUGCAGUACUGCACGCAGGACCCUGACGUGCUGAAUUCUCCCCUGCCAGUGGAAGCUGGGCCCAUCGUGGAGGAGGAAGGGGCUUGUGCACUAGGGAACAGGCCUCUGAAGGUCCUGAGAGCCCCACCCCCCCAGGACCCAGGUUCAGACAGCCUGAAAAGCCGGGGAGGAAACCUCGGCACCUGGCUGUCGGCCGGCCUCAAGCCUCUCAAAUGUGGAGGCCUCCAACCUCAGAACCUUUGGAACCCCACCUAUGGCUCCUGGGCCCCAAGGGCACCUGUGCAGGGUGACUCGGGCAUUGACCUGAGCUCCUCCCUGCACCCCUUCCCAGGCCUCUAGGUGGCUUGUUGUUCCUGUAGCCUCUGUCCCCUGCAGUCUGAGCUGCAUGUUUGGGCCUGUCUCAGCGCUGGCCUGGCAGCAACAGACUUUCCAUUCUGGAAACCAACCCAGGCCUCCUGGGAAGGGCCUGGCCCCUCCCGGCUUUUGGUAUUGGGGGCCAAUGGCCACAGCCUGCCCGCCCCGGCCGUCACUGGGGAGUUCUGGACUGCCUUCUCCCCACGGUGCCAUCCCCAACCCUGCAGCUGUUUCAAAUAAAAAGCUCUU
Messenger RNA from Dipodomys ordii (Ord's kangaroo rat), 2391 nucleotides. RefSeq names its product leukocyte receptor tyrosine kinase (gene Ltk). Gene Ontology annotation, cellular component: signaling receptor complex; membrane. Lineage: Eukaryota; Metazoa; Chordata; Mammalia; Rodentia; Heteromyidae. The transcript has 16 exons. Gene Ontology annotation, biological process: cell surface receptor protein tyrosine kinase signaling pathway; protein phosphorylation; regulation of neuron differentiation. Gene Ontology annotation, molecular function: ATP binding; transmembrane receptor protein tyrosine kinase activity. The record is from RefSeq and is a predicted model, not a curated record. Bases 1 to 2127 code for a protein of 708 amino acids.